Molecule: messenger RNA, 1317 nt
Organism: Gryllus bimaculatus (two-spotted cricket)
Lineage: Eukaryota; Metazoa; Arthropoda; Insecta; Orthoptera; Gryllidae
Source: the annotation of a GenBank genome assembly
AUGGCAGCGCCGCAAGUGCUGACGCGCGAGGACUGCGAGGCCGUGGCCAGACGGCACUUCGGGCGCGAGGACGUGCGCGUGGCGCGCUGGACGGAGAGCAAGCUCGGCGGCGACAAACCCGCCGGGUUCCUGGGCGCGCACAAGCUGGUGACAGUGCACGCGGCCGCCGGCAACGGCCCGGAAGAAAGCGUGGACGUCUUCCUCAAGACGGUUCCCGACAACGAGAACCAAACGAAGCUCAUCGAGACGACUGGCGCGUUCCGCAAGGAAGUAUUCUUCUAUCAACACCUGGUUCCCGCUUGGGAAGAGUUUGGGAUUAUUCCGAAGGCAUCUCUGGCCCAACGAAUAGCCAGCGCGGAGGUACCUAGCGAACCGUCAUGGGGCUGCCGCUGCUACAUUGCUCGUGACAAACUAGUUGUGUUGGAGAACAUCGCUAAGUUGGGUUACACCUCCGAGAGCCCGCGGGACGUCUACGACCGCGAGCACAUCCUCUUCUGCAUGAAAAUGAUCGCAAAGUUCCACGCCGCCUCCUUGAUAUACGAAGAGAAGCUCUCCGAGGGACGGAAGAAACCGUUUCGGAUCGGGGAGGAGUUUCCUGAAAUGGUGCAAGAAACCUUUUAUCUCGUCCAAGACGGCCACCCUGGCGAGCAGACGACCGAAGCGGGCGUGGUCGGACUGAUGGAAUGCGCGAAGAAGCUUCCCGCGUGUCAGGAUCCGUGCGUGCUGCGGGUGGUGGAGGAACGAUUGCCGGGGGUGUUGCGACGCGUGUACGACUCGGUGAAGGCGUCCGCUCGCCGUCGCAAUGUACUGUGUCACUCGGACCUCUGGCAGAACAACAUCCUGUUCCGGCGAGACGCCCGCGGCCGGCCUGUGGACGUGGCGUUGGUCGACUUCCAGCUGAUGCGCUACGCCCCGCCGGCGCACGACGUCUACGACUUGCUGCACCUCACCACGCGCCGGGAGCUGCGAGAGCGCCACGAGAGGGAGUUUUUGGACGUGUACUACGCCACGCUCGCCGACACGCUCCGGGAAUUCGGGCUGAGCGCGGAGCACGUGCUGCCCCGCGAGGAAUUCGACGCCUCCCUGGACGAGCAGCGUCUGGCAGGGCGACUCGCGGCCGUCUUCUGUCUGCACUUCAUCCUCUCCAGCGAGGAGAUGAUCCGCUCCGUGUUUAGCGACUCGGAGGAAUACGAGCGCACAGUGUCAGAGGGGAAGUACAGAGCUAAACUGAUCUGCACGCAGUUCGACAGAGACCAGGAAUACCGAGAGCGAUUGGAAGAGUGCCUCAUGGAAGUAUUAGAGAAAGAUGUGUUAUAG